Molecule: messenger RNA, 201 nt
Organism: Cladophialophora bantiana CBS 173.52
Lineage: Eukaryota; Fungi; Ascomycota; Eurotiomycetes; Chaetothyriales; Herpotrichiellaceae
Exons: 2
Coding region: 1-201 (66 amino acids)
Source: RefSeq, a predicted model, not a curated record
AUGUUGGUUGUGUGGUUGGCUAUGGGAGCGAGCUUUGCCAGUGAAAAGAACGGCAAUUUUAGAAUUACCUUUGAGACCCCGAGAGAGGAACUAAAGAUGGGACUGGAGAGGUUAAUUAACGUAUUGAAGGACGCCGAAGAAGACAUGAAGAAGUUGAAAACAGCACGAGCUUCGGAUAAAUUGGUUUUGCUAGACGAAUGA